Molecule: messenger RNA, 1429 nt
Organism: Phragmites australis (common reed)
Lineage: Eukaryota; Viridiplantae; Streptophyta; Magnoliopsida; Poales; Poaceae
Product: protein TIC 20-I, chloroplastic-like
Exons: 3
Coding region: 451-1218 (255 amino acids)
Source: RefSeq, a predicted model, not a curated record
AUCCCAAACCGCAGCCCGCACCUCUCUCCUCUCCCUACCCCCGUCGGCGUCCUCGUCCCCGCCGGAUGCCACUCGCGUGGGGUGGAGAUCCAUCCGGACUCGAUGAGUCGAUUAAUUCUGCUGUUGGUUAGGAUAGGAUGCCCUAGCUUGCUCGGACGAGUCAUGAGUCGCACCAACUGUUUCGUUCUCUCCAGCCGGUCCAGUUCGUUGCGGAUAUCGUUUGCUGCGUAGUGGAGUACGCAAUUGUGCCGGUGGUUUGGUUUAGUUCCCGAGAUUUUUUAGGGGUUCAACUAACCACCCUUCCCCCCACCUUUAACUCCGCCGCUGGUUUGCUCUCGCCGGCUGUCCAUAGAAAGUUAUCUGACUGGUCGACGACUUCAGUUAGCUGUGAAGUAUUGAAGUUUGUUUCCCUAAAAAGAAAUAAUUUUGCAAGGCCGUGCCAUAUGCAAAAUGGUUCUCUGUCAAGGCUUAUCAGCUGGGAAUGCUCAGCUGCUAGCUUUUCCUGGUAGGUCAUCAAGUCUAAAGGCCACCCAGUUUCAUGUUAAGAGGAAUAAUUUUCCUAUGCGAGCUCUGCGAGUUGGUACUGAUUCUGUCCAUCAUGGCAUGCUUACAUCAUUCCCAAGGGAGAAUUCUGUCAAGGCUAUUCCAUCACUAUCAACACGGUACAAUCAGCAUCGAAGGUCUGAAGUUGGCUGUCGAGCAUCCUCUCUGUCAUCAUUCAGCUACCCCGAGCUGACUUCCAAACCCAGAUGGUGGUGGAGAACUCUAGCUUGUGUGCCGUACUUGCUGCCACUCCACAACAUGUGGUCAUAUGCUGACGCCAUCUACCAGCUGCACACAUACUUGCAGGGGUUUUCGCUAUUGUACACCUUCAUCGACACCAUGACACUGCUUCCUGGGUGGCUCUUCCUGGUGAUUUUUAUGACAGUCUACUUCUUUGUUGUGAGACGAAAAUGGUCACCGCACUUCCUGAGGUUCCAUGUAAUCCUGGCUAUCCUCCUGGACACCGGUUCCCAAGCAGUGGCAACAAUGUGCACCUGGAUGCCAGGCAUCGUGUAUCAGGGGAAGCCCAUGCAGUACUUCUGGAUGUCUAUUGCGUUUAUACAGAUCUUCACGGUGCUCGAGUGUAUGCGGUGUGCUCUCGCUGGAAUGUACCCAAAUGUCCCCUUCAUUUCGCACACAGCAUUUAUCCACUCUGACCUGAAUCUGUUCAGGUAGCCCACUGCUUACAGUAUCAGGUCUAGGAUAUCGCAAGGGUGGUUUUUUUGUUCCAUAGACUGUUUUGUUCAUAUCGAAGCCUCAUGUGUAAUUGCUAUCAGUAUGGCGUGCUGGUACAACAGAUUUUGAACGCCAAUUGCUGUUGGUAUGGCUUGCUGUUACAACAUAAUUUUUUAACUCCAAUUGUUAUAGGUUUGGCGUAUUGUUUCUA